GGAUGAUAAAAGUAUCUUAUCGUCAACAUGUACGUAGCCAAAUUAUUGAAAAUUAAUUCAAAGUAGGUAAAAUGUCGAAGUAAAUAUAGGCUUAUCAGACUCUGAUUAAGCUCAUUCCUUCUUAUCUCAUUUACUAAUCAAUUAGAGCAUGAAAAUACAUCUGAAGAUUUUCUGGAUUGUUUAUCACAAAUCCGUUCUUGUUGCUUUCUCAAUAUUGCACUAGAGUUGCAUUUUGCUUCGAUAGAAUGCGAGUACAUCCAGUAGUAACUUACAUAAACAUCAAGAAUUUCAAGUGUCAACAUUAUAAAUACGCUAGUUAUUAUUUAUUAUAUUACUGUAGGUACUGUAUUUAGGAAACGUGAUCAUAACUUUAAAUUAUAUAACAUACAAAUAUAAAUAUGAUGGUAUUAGUCUAAUAGUAAGUGUUCAAGGUUCUUUGUUAUUAACUUUAGUUGCAGAAUCAUCGAGUUCAAUAAACCCUUUAAACUUUCUUAAACUGAUCAAUAUUUUGAAGUGAGCAUAAAAUAUAGUUGAAUCCAAAUAAGGUACAGAAAAAUGGAACUUUUAUUGGUGCUCUUGAAGCUACUCUUCUGCCUGGCAGUCAGCAGUGAUGCGGCCAACAUACUGGCAAUUGUACCUUUUAAAGGAAGAAGUCAUUUUAUUGUGAUACAACCUCUCCUUGAAGGUUUAGCCGAAAGAGGCCAUAACGUAACAGUAGUCAGUACUUAUCCUCGAGAAGACUCUAUUCAAAAUUAUCACGACAUUGAUCUUUCUGAUGAAAUGGGACCUAGUGAGUUGAAUCGGUUGGCUAUCGAUGACAUCAAUUCCAAAUACAGAUCACCCCUCAAAGGAAUGCACUGGAUAUGGGAGCUAUGUGAAUCCAUGUGUCACAUUGCCUACAAUAGUAGUAAAGUUCAAAACUUGAUCAAGUCACAACAAAAAUACGACUUGUUGAUCACCGAGAUAUUCGCCUCCGAUUGUUACAUACCAUUCGCUCAUAAACUGCGUGUCCCUCUGGUAUCCAUAUCCACGUUCUAUCCGACUCCUUGGCUGAACCCCAGAAUUUCGAAUCCUGACAAUCCAUCUUACAUUACACACUAUGCACUACCAUACACUGACAAAAUGACAUUCACACAACGACUCUUGAAUACAUUGGCAGUGGUGUAUGGGAGGGUAGGGUACCACUUGCUAAGUGAUUCAGCCAGCUAUGACAUGGGUAGAACAUAUUUUGGCAGUGAUCUGCCGUCAAUAUCGGAUAUAUCGAAGGAAACGUCACUCAUACUAGUCAACAAUCAUCAUUCGAUCAGUCAAGUGCGCCCUCUUGUUCCCAAUCUGAUUGAGAUUGGAGGCAUCCAUUUGAGACCUCCUCGUCCACUUCCUAAAGACUUACAGAAUGAGUUGGAUAAAUCUGAGAAAGGAAUAAUAAUAUUUUCGUUUGGGAGUGUUGUGAGGGCCUCCUCAUUACCAGCCUCAAUUGUUGAUGAUUUCAUCAAAGCUUUUGCAAGGAUCGACCUCACUGUUCUCUGGAAAUUUGAAGGCACCGUUGGGAAUCUUCCCCCAAAUGUGAUAGUCAGGAAAUGGAUACCACAAAUUGACGUUAUAGCUCAUCCCAAUGUUAAGUUGCUCAUAACACAUGGAGGAUUAGCGAGCAUAAUAGAAGCUGUAUCUCAUGGUGUUCCAAUAAUCGGAAUCCCAAUGUUUGGGGACCAGCCUAGCAAUAUUCAGAGAAUUGUAGGAAAGGGUGCUGGUCUCAAAAUUGACUACUCAGAGAUAAACGCCGAGACAGUUUACAACACCAUACAACAAAUAUUGCUGAAUCCCACGUACAAAUCCAACGCUGAGAAGCUUUCCAGAGUCUUCAACGAUAGAGAAAUGCCUCCUCUAGAAACAGCUGUUUACUGGAUUGAAUACGUACUCAGACAUAAAGGAGCUCAUCAUUUGAGAAGUGGAGCUCAAAAUCUAUCAUGGAUAGAACUGUAUUGCCUGGAUAUCUUAGCAUUCCUCAUCUUUGGAACCACAACAUUUUUUAUAGUUUCAAUCAAACUAAUAAGGAUUCUGGUGAAAUUCAUCAUCAAGUAGCUCAGAAUUGCAAGCCAAAAGUUGUCGUCUUAUAGCUCAGAAUUCCAAGCUAAAAAUUUGUCAACAGCGCAAGUGACAUUUUAUUCAUAUUCAUAUGAGAUGAAGAUCCGUGAUGAGUCACCA
Molecule: messenger RNA, 2202 nt
Organism: Nilaparvata lugens (brown planthopper)
Lineage: Eukaryota; Metazoa; Arthropoda; Insecta; Hemiptera; Delphacidae
Product: UDP-glycosyltransferase UGT5
Exons: 6
Coding region: 556-2079 (507 amino acids)
Molecular function (GO): UDP-glycosyltransferase activity
Source: RefSeq, a predicted model, not a curated record